This is a messenger RNA of Carassius gibelio (silver crucian carp), 3629 nucleotides long. Its product is annotated as ras-related protein Rab-30-like. Bases 176 to 781 code for a protein of 201 amino acids. The transcript is spliced from 5 exons. Gene Ontology annotation, cellular component: trans-Golgi network. Gene Ontology annotation, molecular function: GTPase activity; GTP binding. The record is from RefSeq and is a predicted model, not a curated record. Gene Ontology annotation, biological process: Rab protein signal transduction. NCBI's taxonomy places the organism in Eukaryota, Metazoa, Chordata, Actinopteri, Cypriniformes, Cyprinidae.
AAAAAAGAGGAAACUCUGCUGCGAUCAUUGUGCAACACUGGAGCCGAAAAUCUUCCGAGGUUGCUGUUGAUUUGAUUGCUAUUAUCGCUUAGAUUAAAAGCCUGAAGAAAAGAGUGAAUGCAUUCGGAAUAAUAGAAACAGUGGGGAGAAUCCCCUGCGUUUGCUGAGCGUGAGGAUGGAAGAUUAUGAUUACUUAUUCAAAAUUGUGCUGAUAGGAAAUGCAGGAGUGGGCAAAACCUGCCUCGUCCGACGCUUCACUCAGGGGCUGUUCCCUCCUGGACAAGGUGCCACCAUUGGAGUUGAUUUCAUGAUUAAAACUGUGGAAAUAAAAGGAGUGAAAGUGAAGCUCCAGAUCUGGGACACGGCUGGGCAGGAGCGGUUCCGCUCAAUUACCCAGAGUUACUACCGCAGUGCCAAUGCCCUCAUUCUCACCUACGACAUCACCUGUGAAGAUUCCUUCCGGUGCCUUCCUGAGUGGCUGAGGGAGAUCGAACAGUAUGCCAACAACCAAGUAGUGACAAUCUUAGUAGGGAAUAAGAUAGACCUGGCCGAUAAUCGAGAAGUCCAUCGGCAGCGAGCAGAGGAGUUUGCGGAGGCGCAGAGCAUGCUUUAUCUGGAGACCUCUGCCAAAGAAUCGGACAACGUGGAGAAGCUCUUUCUGGAUCUGGCCUGUGAACUGAUCCACGAGGCCAAGCAAAACACAUUGGACAACAACGACUCCACUCCCAUGCCUGGAGAAGGGAAAAACAUCAGUUACUUGAGUUGCUGCAGCAUAAACUAGUAGACUUGGCCACUCUGUCUGGCUGAGGGGGCAACAUGGAUUGCAUACAAAGCUGUUGUAUUGUUGGUAACCACUAUGUAUUUGCAGUGGUUACUCUUUUCAACUGUUGUUGAAAUCUACAUCUUUUACCCUUCUUAAAUCCCUGGGUAUUUUAAAAUAUUUGGGAAAAACAUGAUAUCAAGAUGAUGCUGCUUUUAGAGGUGAUGCUUUUGGCAAGGAAAAUGCCUUGGUACACAACAAUUCUUGCUGAUAGGUCAGAUAAAGGGAUUUUCUAUACUUCUGUACAAUGCAACUAUUGGGAUUUCCCUGCUGUCUUGAGAGCCAAUGUAUUUGUUGGUUAAAAAAAAAAAAAAAAAACACCGGGGAUUCCGGUUUUCAUCAGCAGUCUUACCCACUUGAAGGACAACUUUAUCCAAAAAUAAGCCUUCUUUCGUCAUUUAUUCACCCUCAUGUUGUUCAGAACUCAUAUUACUGACUUUUUUUCUGUUCAACACAAAAGAAGAUGUUUUGAAGAAUGUUCACAAAGCUCUUUUCCAACCGCAGGUUUCCAGUGACCAAAGCAGUCCACGUGACUUGCAUUUUAUAUCCCAAAUCUUCUGAAGCAUUAAUGCUUAUGCGUUUGGAAUUAAAUGAGGGUGAGUAAAUGAUGACAGAAUUUUAAUUUUAGGGUGAACUACUUCUUUAAGACCCAUCGCCACAAAAUUCAUCUGUUGGUGUGCACAUUUAUUAUUCGCACAAAAUGCACUUCUUGAUGAUUGCUUACGAGAUUGUUUGAGGUUGCUUAUGCAUGCAUGUUUUUUUUUUUUUGUUGUUGUUUUUUUUUUUAUGAAUAAGUCAGUAAUGUAAAGAGAUGGCCAGCUCCCUUAUAUAAACUUUGACAGAAAGAUGUGAAGUAAAACAGCCAUUUUAGAUCCUCAUUUAUCAGGUAGUCAGCUUGUAAGAAUAUAAACUCCCCUUACUGCUUGCAUGGGAGUCGAAAUGUCAUGUUGAGAAGUCAUCAAAAACCCAAUGUGCCUCUGCCGUUUACAUCGUCAUAUAUCACAUCGCACUGGGGAAUCUAAUUUUUUUUUGAAUUAUAUGUAUGAAUUAGAUUUAUUGCAUUACACUAAUAACAUUAUUGUUCAUAAAAUAAGCUAAAUUUUCCUUUCAACAUCCUCCACCCCCUCCUGAUUUUAAGGUAAAAUUCACUGCCAUUCAAAAGUUUUUUUUUUUUUUUUUAAGAGAUGAAUACUUUUAUUCAGAAAGGAUACUUUGAAUUAAUCAAAAUUGACAGUAACAAUUAUGUUACAGAUGAUUUCUGUUUCAAAUAAAUGGUUUUCUUAUGAACAAAGAAUCCUGAAAAAAAAAAAAAAUCCACAAAAGUAUUAAGCAGCACAAUUGUUUUCAACAUUAAUAACAAUUAGAAAUAUUUCUUUAUCAACAAACCAGCACCUAUAAUCUGUUUGUGAAAGAUCAUGUGACACUGAAGACUGGAGUUAAAAUAUUUCAAAAUAUUACUAUAAUUUUUUUUUUUUUUUUUUUUUUUUUUUUUUUAAAUACAUGCAGCCUAGGUGAGCAUAAGAGACUUCUUUCAACUUCGACUUACUUUCUUUCAGUGUAUGGCUUGUUCUUGACCGGUUUCAUGAGAUCAUCCGCUCUAGAAAGAGGUUUUUACGUAGUUGCCAAGUUCUAGACAUAGUUCUUUAAUAUCUUUGCACAUUGUACGCAAAAAAGAAACAAUGAGCUUAUAAUGCACUGUCUAAAAUGCUUAUUUCAUUCCACAAGUUUCUUUUCCAAGGAUUACUCCGAUUCCAAUUUGGAAAUAUUCUGUCCAUUUACACAUUUGAUCUGUUAUCAGAACCGAUAUAUACCAGGAUGCUUUGUAGUUAAUUUAAUCCAGCUUUGGUAUUUUAGUAACCGUAGCGAUGUUUAAAGCUUUUGGCACUUAAAGCCAAGAGAACAGUGUGUGUGUGUGUGUGUGUGCUGUUUGUGUGAAUGAGAUGUAUUCAUAGAUGUUUCGGUGAGUUCUUGCACAAAAAAUGGUCUUUGUGUUCCAAUGCAUCAUAUUAAGGAAAAGAUGGAGUAGUUUAACGGUGUGAUACAGUGUGAUUCUGAUUUGGUUGGCCUUUCUCUGUUCUGGAGCUGUGUUGUGCAUUUUAAUGACUUUUAAACAGUUGGAACUUGACGUUUGCACCUGUUUCAUUACAAAGGAACUGUGAAUCUCCUCUUUUGUAGACUUUCAGUAUUUUACAUGCUGCUACAGAGCUUUUUCCUCAAUUUCUUUUUUCUUUUAUUUCUUUUCUUUUUCUUUUCUUUUAACAAAAUUAACAGAACUACAACUGAGGUUUUAGAUGCCUUGUGCAUGGGAAUAUUUGUGAUGAACAUGAUUUAGUUAUUUUGUGUUGAGGUUUUUUUUUUUCACAACAAAAUGUAUUCACUAAAACACUAAACAGCGUUUAACUUGAGGACCAAUUGUUUUAGCUUUUUUUGGUUGUCCCAUGCCAUUAACUUUGCAAUAUAAUGCAUUUUCCUCAUAUUUACACAUAGCUGCUUAUAUGAUAUUAAGCUUUUCUAUUAACAUUUUAUUUUAAAGUGAUAACCUUUUCUAGUUUUGUAUAAACAGUUUUCUUUCUAUGUUACUUGACGUGCCAUGCACAGUAUUUUCUCUGUCAGGUAUUUUUGUUUUACAGAUAUAUGCCAUAUUGUAAUGUUGCAUUGUGUACCAAUGGGACUCUCUAGAAUUAUUUCUUUUCUAUGUUAAAUGCCCUAAUUUCCAGCAAAGUAUACGUAUUACUGAGCGCUUACUUUCUCUGUAUGGACAAUGCUAUUAUGACCAUUUCAUUAUGUGAAAUACAAUAUUCAUCAGUGA